CCUCGCUCGCAGGCCCCGCCCCCUCCGGCCCCCGGCCGGGCAGGGCCGGGCAGCCAUUUUGGGCAGAGCUUUGUUAUGGUUCUGGGGCCGCAGAAGGCAGCGGGAGAGGCCUGGCCGUGACUACAGUUCCUGUCUCACCUCUUUGAUGGAAGAGGACUAUGACCCAGAAGUGAACUCUCUACUGUAGAACAAGAAGCUCUUGUGGAAUAAUUUGUCUCCCUUUAAAAGCAGUACCCAGUCUAGAAAAAAUAGAGUAGAAGAGAUUAUUUUUUGACCUAGCAUUUUUCUGUUCAUAUGACCUAUAUUUCAGCAUGUAAAUGGUGAAAAACAGGAAUAUAAACAUUUGUGCCUGCUUUUGAGCUUUUACAUCAAGUAGUGCUUAGCUUUGUGGAGCAUUAACCAAGCUACGUGAAGUCUAGAGUAUAACCUAACAUUCAUUUAAAAAAAAAAAAACUAUACUUUUUUUUUUUUUUUUUAGCCAAUGUAUCUGGUAAAAAUGAAGUUUAUCUUUUAAGAGCACUUUGGCGGAUGCUUCUUAUUUAGAUCUGAGCAUUUGGGGCAAGCUUUUUCAUACGUGUUGAUCCUUUCUUCAGAGUGUUUGGGCUGAUCUGCUGCAGACCAUGAGCUGCCCAGCAGACUUGGGUGUACGUGUUCAGUGUUAACCAUGGCGCUGUUCUGAAUGCUGUCAUUCAGGCUUGGCAAACCUUUUUGUAAUGUAACUGACUUCUGUAGUAGCACAACUAGAGGAUAUUUAAUGAGGUGAACGUGGUCGUGGCUUUUUUUAAAAUAUAAAUUACCUUCUUAGGUUGUUUUUUUUUUUGUAGUGAGAGUGCAAAAAGAGGUUAAAAUGAGCAGCUGAGGGGGUGGAGGGUACAGUUGGCACGAAGUGCGGCCUCUCGUGCUCUGCUUUGAGACGCACUAUUGCCUCAAGGCUGGCCUUAGAGUAUACUGGAGAAGAAAGGAACCAGAAGGUUGUUGAAGCAAAGGAAAAGUGAGAACAUUGGACUGGAGAGGCCAAACUCUGGAUCCUGGCCAUGAGGUUUGAUGCCUCAUUUUAUUGAAGGGAGACACUGGACCUAAAUGGCGCAGCAUGACUUUGUUCCUGCCUGGCUUAACUUCUCAACACCACAGUCAACCAAGUCCCCUGCAGCCACCUUUGAGAAACAUGGAGAGCAUCUUCCACGGGGAGAAGGACGCUUUGGGGUGAGCCGAAGGAGACACAACUCUUCUGAUGGAUUUUUCAAUAAUGGGCCCCUCCGAACUGCAGGAGACUGCUGGCAUCAGCCAUCCCUUCUCCGCCAUGAUUCUGUAGAUUCUGGUGUUUCUAAAGGAGCUCAUGUUGGGCUUUCUGGCAGUCAGCCUGGCUGGCAUGGUCCCUCGCGGGGCCAUGAUGGCGUGAACCAGCGUGGUGGAGGAGGAACUGGAGUUCAUCGCCACUGGAAUGGCAACUUCCAUUCGCGGAAAAGUUCUGCCUUUCAAGAAAAGCUGCCUGUUGAAGCCAGGGAAGAGAAGAAGGAAGACAAAGAGCAUUUGCAAUUUGAGGAAGAAGAUUUUCCAUCUUUGAAUCCAGAGGCAGGAAGACACAACAACCAGAACAAACCUUUAGGGACACCUUCCGGAGUUUGGGAAAACCCCCCUAGUGCCAAGCAACCUACCAAGAUGCUGGUCAUCAAAAAGGUUUCAAAAGAGGAUCCUGCUGCUGCCUUCUCAGCUGCAUUUACAUCACCUGUUUCUCACCUGGCAAAUGGCAACAAAGCCACCACCAUUGUCCCAAGUGUCUACAAAAAUCUGGUUCCUAAACCUGCAGCUCCUCCUUCCAAGCCAAGUCCAUGGAAAGCCAACAGGAACGAACACAAGCCAGGCUCGCUUUCCUCCAGCCGUGACUCUGCCUUUACCAGUCCAGUGUCUGUAACCAAACCAGCGGUACUGGCAAGUGGCUCAGUCCUCACCUCUCCCAAAGAGAGUCCUUCCAGCACCACCCCUCCUAUCGAGAUCUGCUCUUCACGCUUGACAAAGCUGAUGCGUCGCACCACUGAUAAGAAGAGCGAAUUCCUGAAGGCACUGAAAGAUGAUCGGAAUGGGGAGAUAACAGAGAGCAGAGAAUGUGACAAGCUGGAUGAUAUGGAGAGCAACAGCACACCAGAACCAAAGGAAAACUGGGAAGAGAAUUGCCAUCAAAAUGGCCUUUCUCUCCCCUUGCCAGAGGAGGGGGAAAACCUCUCUCAUUCAUUGGAAGCAGAACACAGGUUAUUGAAAGAAAUGGGAUGGCAGGAAUAUCCUGAAAAUGAUGAGAAUUACCUUCCCCUCACAGAGGAUGAGCUCAAAGAGUUCCAAAUUAAAUCAGAGCAGCGAAGAAGAAACGGAUUUGGGAAGAAUGGAUUUCUUCAGGGCCGCAGCUCCAGCCUGUUGUUCCACUGGAGAAGCACUUUUAAGACAAAGAUUGAGGACUCGGACACAGAAACCAGUAGCAGCGAGACUUCAGAUGACGAUGCCUGAGAGUGGGCACGAGAAAAUUAAAAUAAAUAAAACCAACCCAAUAAACUCAGUUCGUAGUUCAA
Messenger RNA from Tympanuchus pallidicinctus (lesser prairie-chicken), 2558 nucleotides. RefSeq names its product GC-rich promoter binding protein 1 like 1 (gene GPBP1L1). Bases 1081 to 2496 code for a protein of 471 amino acids. The transcript has 12 exons. Gene Ontology annotation, cellular component: nucleus. Lineage: Eukaryota; Metazoa; Chordata; Aves; Galliformes; Phasianidae. Gene Ontology annotation, molecular function: DNA binding; RNA binding. The record is from RefSeq and is a predicted model, not a curated record. Gene Ontology annotation, biological process: DNA-templated transcription; positive regulation of DNA-templated transcription.